This is a messenger RNA of Phaeodactylum tricornutum CCAP 1055/1, 806 nucleotides long. RefSeq lists its product with no specific name. The record is from RefSeq and is a predicted model, not a curated record. Lineage: Eukaryota; Bacillariophyta; Bacillariophyceae; Surirellales; Neidiaceae. The transcript has 2 exons. The coding region runs from base 1 to 675 and encodes 224 amino acids.
AUGCACCCUACGUACGCUUUCUUCGUGUUUGCAUUGGUCUUGGUAUGCGCUGAUGUUUGCAGUGGCCAGGAAGUCAAACACCUCACCGGGGCCUCACCCGGAAACACUAAGAAACGGUCGGUGGUAACGCAAGAAAAGGGCUCGAAGAGUCGUCGUCUAAAGAGCUCUAAAAGUGGUUCAAGUGGUUCAAAGACUAAAUCCUCCCAAAGCAAGAGUGGAAAGAGUGGCAAAGGUUCAGGCAAAGAAGAUACCAGUGACGACGUCAUCGACUGCGGCGCCGACACGCUAACUUGCGCUCUAGGACCAAACCUUCGCUUCACGCUCUAUGUAGAAAGUGAUGCUGACAACCUGGACUUGACUGUCCUUCCUCCCGUAGGUGAACGCCUUAGUUUCAGCAACGACAAAGAUGAAGCAAGUUCCGGAAUAUACAUGGUCGGGUAUGGACCAGUGGACGAGGCUGGAAUUUUCGAUUUUAUUGUGAUUAAUAUCGGAUUUCCUUUGGCAGAUGCGUUAGCUGGCAACUAUGAAAUAGUUGUUACGACGGCAUUGGGUGCUGAAGUUCCUUGGUAUUUGACCGCCACUCUGGAUGGGGAGGUUGUUGGCGCGGUAACUGGAUUGAUUCCGGCCGAUCAAGAAAGUUCCGAACCGAAUAUUUUUACACUGGAAGCAAGCUAGAGCACUUCGAUUUAGCUAACUUUUCGCCCGUAGAUGGCUCCAUACUGCUCAUUCGGCGUUCCGGUCAGGGAGCUCUGCCACCAGUGAUAUCGGGAAAUCUAUCUUCCUUAAAUAAAUACAUAUUGCUUUCC